Messenger RNA from Hypanus sabinus (Atlantic stingray), 3031 nucleotides. It is a transcript of the gene ncstn, whose product is annotated as nicastrin. The coding region runs from base 87 to 2177 and encodes 696 amino acids. The transcript has 17 exons. Gene Ontology annotation, biological process: Notch receptor processing; protein processing. The record is from RefSeq and is a predicted model, not a curated record. Lineage: Eukaryota; Metazoa; Chordata; Chondrichthyes; Myliobatiformes; Dasyatidae. Gene Ontology annotation, cellular component: membrane.
GAGGCGGGACUAAUGCUACGUUUUUCCUGUAAUUAUCGGUCACUUCCGGUAAGUGGCCCGGUAAACUUCCAUGAAGAGCAGAGGAGAUGGGGAUCGAGGUGGCGGUGGGCUCGAUCUGGGCAGCGCUGCUUGUUGGUCUCUGCUGCGCCAACUCUGUGGAGAGGAAGAUUUACAUCAACCUCAAUGCGACUGCGCCCUGCGUUCGUCUGAUGAAUGCCACCCACCAGAUCGGCUGUCAGUCCCCGCUUGGUGGUAGUACUGGAGUGAUCCACCUGGUCGAACACAGCUCGAACCUGAGCUGGGUCCUCAGUGACGGCCCCAACCCUCCGUACAUGGUUGUCUUGGAGAGUGCCAUGUUUACCCGAGACGUGAUGCUGAAACUGAAGCAGUCCAGUCGAGUAUCGGGAGUGGCUGCCAUCCUGCCGCCCUCGUCUGUCCCAGGACGUUUCUCCUUGGACCUGAAGUGCCCCAACGAUGGUUUUGGGGUGUAUUCCAAGGACUAUGGGCCUGAAUAUGCCCAUUGUAACGGGAUGGCGUGGAACCCCGAUGGCAGUGGGCUCUCAUACGAGGACUUCCCCUUCCCAGUCUUCAUGCUAAAGGACGAGAAUGAGACACAGGUCAUCCGGGAGUGUUACGAGGAGCACAAUCGGCCGCGGGACGGCGCCGCACCACAGUUCCCGCUCUGCGCCAUGCAGCUGUCAGCGCACAUGCACGGGGUGAGGGACACAGUGACGUGCAUGCGGCGCAGUGCCCAGCCCCUCUCCGCCACCUUCGGCAACGAGGGGGUCUGUGACCCGCUGGAGGACUACAACGUCUGGAUGACAAUUCGGCCCAUCAACAGAUCCGGCUCUGCUUCUCCGGAGGAUCGCUUUGUUGUCGCUGCGGCAAGGUUGGACAGUCGCUCCUUCUUCUGGGAAGUUGCCCCGGGCAGUGACAGCGCCAUCUCUGGAUUCACCGUGCUGUUGGCAGCCGCCGAAGCCCUUGCACGCAUCCCCGACGUCAAGUCUCUAACAAAGAACAUCAUGCUGCUCUUCUUCCAAGGGGAGACAUUUGAUUAUAUCGGCAGCUCUCGGAUGGUGUAUGAUAUGAUGAAGGGUAAAUUCCCUAUUCGGUUGGAGAACAUCGACUCCUUCCUAGAAUUAAAUCAGGUUGGCAUCGGAACAGCAUCAGAGAUCUGGGCACACACCGAUCCGGUGUCACUGCGCAAUACCACAGUGCACAGACAGGUUCAGGAGCUGCUAAGAUCCCUCUCAGGAAGCAAGAUGGGACUGAACAUCAGCAUCCAGCAGCCAAACCAGAGCCAGCCGCUACCUCCGUCGUCCUUCCAGAGGUUUCUGCGCGCCAGGAGCAUCCCUGGGGCCGUGCUCACUGACCACCAGGGCAGCUUCACCAACAGGUACUACCAGAGUGUUUAUGACUUGGCCGAAAACAUUGGACUGCAUUACCCAGAUGGUCUCACUCCUGAGGAAGCACUGAAUCACAUCACAGACACGGCAAAGUCCCUGGCCGAUGUGGCGACCCUGGUGGUGAGAACAUUGUAUCUACAGGCGGGAGGCAAUGGCAGCCUGGAGAACAUCACAGCCGACCCACAAACAGUGACCCGGAUGUUAUAUGGAUUUAUAAUCAAUUGGAAUAAUUCCUGGUUCCAAUCGAUCGUCAGCCAGGACAAGAAAGACGUUUUUAAAAAACAGGACCACAUCUCCUACUAUGUCUCAGUGAAUGAGCCCACUUUCUCGACGGGACUGGUGCAGAUCGUCCUCACCAACCUGACUGGAUACCUCACCAAUCUCACCGAGGAGCAGUGCCGGCACGCUGACAAGAGGGCUGAUCCCAGCACCGAAUUCUUCAAUUACGUCUGGGUGCAGGGCUGGCGAGCAGAGAACGCGAGUGAGCCCACCCCGCGCUGUGUGCGCAACCACGUCUGGCUGGCACAAGCCCGCUCACCGGCCUUUGAGCUGCGUGACUGGGCUUCCACUGAGUACUCCACCUGGACGGAGAGCCGCUGGCAGAAGAUUGGUGCCCGCAUCUUCCUGGUGGCCAGCCGGGAGCUGGAGAUCAUCACGCUGGUGACCGGCAUUGCUGUGCUCCUCGUUUCAAUGGUGCUCAUCUACUUCCUCAAUGCCAAGUCCAAUGAGCUCUUCUCUGGACCCCGGGAGCAGAGCUCAGUCACCUACUGAUCGAGGGCAGGGAGGGGAACAGGCAGAAUAGUGAAGAGAGUGAGGAGGGAGUUGUUGUAAUGGUGCGGGGUGGGUGGGUGUAUGAGGGAGAGCGUGGGUGUGUGUGAGCGCAGAGAGGGAGAGAAUGAUGAAGAGAGUGAGGGAGGGAGUCAUUGUAAUGGUGGGAAAGUGAGUGAGAGGUGAGAAUUGACUAUUAUUGGCGGGAAGAUGGGGAUGGCAAUAGGGGGAAGAUUGGUGACUUAAGAAAACAUUACUAUAGCUGUGUUGGGUAUGUUAUGUCUUCCUGGAGAUUGGUGGAGGCAGGGAUGGGACAAAAUUUGGCAUCUAGCAGCUCCAGGUUGAGAGCAUUGCUCACUGUUGCAAGAUGGCUGCCCCCCCCCCCCCCACCCCUCCGAGCACACACAAAUCAAAAGGAAUCCAUCUUGAGGAAUGGUGAGCUCAGAAUGGUUGCCACCCCACUUAGGAAUGCCGAAAUCAAAAGGGGCCCCAUCCUGAGGAAUGCCCUGCUCAGAAUGGUAACCCCCCCCCCCCACCCCGAGGAAUGCAGAAAUCAAACAGGGCAUCAACAUUGGGACCACCCCACUUAACGGCUGCUGCCCCAGAGAGGGUGCAGAUGAAAAUGGGGUCACUACUCCCACCAGCCAUGGAAGGGCACUGUGGGUUGCCCUCUCACACAUGGGAUAAUGGAUGACAGGGAUCAUUGGAGAUAUUCAGUGAGAAGCGAUCAAACUUUGCUCUUCAAAGUUUCACAGAGUGUGCUGGGCAGAUUGCCAGUCCUGAGGUUCACAGCAUAUCAUGAGAGACUGUGUUCUGAUGUCUUAAUAGUGGAAAUAAAGAUAACAAUUGAUCUCCAA